CGUAUUAACAGAUUCAGGGAAGAGGACAGAAUAGAAUUCGGCAGUCUAUUAUGAGGACACACCAAAUCGGACGCAAUCUCCAAGUUAACGUGUUGGAAACAGAAACUUGGUUUCUUAUCGUCUCUGUGCAUUGGAUGUACGACUUCGUGUCGAGUUGGCCUCGCUUCCAGAAAAGGUGUUGCUGGUCGCUAGUUCUUCGAACUCAAUCCAAAAAGCUACCAAGCAAGUCCUCAACCAGUGGCAUUCACGACUUCGUAACUCGCGUUCGAUUCAUUACACUCCUUUGAAGCUUUGGUCUGCAAAAUGCUCGACAGACUCGUUGGACUCGGCAUGCUCAUCGCCGCUUCAGUCGUCUUUCUCUACUACACAAUCUGGACACUAUUAAUGCCGUUUGUCGAUUCGGAUCAUCCUCUUCAGAACGUCUUUCCUCCUCGUGUCUGGGCUAUUCGCAUCCCCGUCAUUCUCAUUCUCUUGGGGUCGGCUGUAGUGGGUUCGUUCUUGAGUGUGGUAAUGAUUCAAAGCAACAGGAAGAAGGCUGCUAAAGCGAAGGCUGCUGGGAAGAAGAAGGCAUAGGGAGCUCGCUCGUGGUCUGGCGUCAUACUUGCAAACUCGGUGGAUCAAACGCAGAAAUCUUUGCAGCUACGAGCAUGGCAAAAAGUCUACAUAAGGCUGCAAGAUAUGAGGAGUCAUUGACGGAGUGGCAUGUUGUCGGACAAAAUGUGUAUACACAUAUAUCUAUUACGAGGCACUCUCCCAGCGGGGAUGCGACGCUUUGACCUUACAGCUCUCUUCUUGUGCUAUCGAAUUGUAACAUUAAAGCACAAUUAUGUGUGAUGCAAUAAAAGGUCUCUGCAUUUGCGGGGUCAUCAC
This is a messenger RNA of Mollisia scopiformis, 870 nucleotides long. Its product is annotated as dolichyl-phosphate mannosyltransferase polypeptide 2. The transcript is spliced from 3 exons. Gene Ontology annotation, cellular component: dolichol-phosphate-mannose synthase complex; endoplasmic reticulum membrane. The coding region runs from base 304 to 573 and encodes 89 amino acids. Gene Ontology annotation, molecular function: enzyme regulator activity. The record is from RefSeq and is a predicted model, not a curated record. Gene Ontology annotation, biological process: GPI anchor biosynthetic process. NCBI's taxonomy places the organism in Eukaryota, Fungi, Ascomycota, Leotiomycetes, Helotiales, Mollisiaceae.